Chelonia mydas (Green sea turtle) is the source of this 2300-nucleotide messenger RNA. It is a transcript of the gene DIPK2B, whose product is annotated as divergent protein kinase domain 2B. Lineage: Eukaryota; Metazoa; Chordata; Testudines; Cheloniidae. The record is from RefSeq and is a predicted model, not a curated record. The transcript is spliced from 5 exons. The coding region runs from base 609 to 1694 and encodes 361 amino acids.
AGAACACAAACUUAUAGAACCAUCAACCAGCUGGCAGGAUGCGGACAGUUUCUGGCUCUCAUGGAUCAAGACCCUCUCUCAGUGUUUAGGGACUCUCAACUGCAAACUGAGAUCAUCUAAAGCACAAAGAGCGAAGGGUAGGAUAGCAUCCAAAAAGGCAGAGCUUGCAGGUACCACAGAUGGGGCUCUGGAUGUAUUACCUUUGCUCUAAUUUUCUCGGUUUAUUGAUACUGCUUCAGUUUUUGACCCUGAGCUGGAGUCCUUUCUUAGAAGCAACAGUUUUUCCUUCUUCUGUGCCCCAUGUCAAAGCCAGCUACAGUUUUGGACGGACUUUCCUGGGACUCGAUAAAUGUAAUGCCUGCAUUGGAACAUCGAUUUGCAAGAAAUUCUUUAAAGAAGAAAUAAGGUCAGAAACUCAGCACAAUAAUUUUGAAAACAUUCUGCAUAGUAACAUGAAAAGUGACUGUUAACACUUCCAAGUACUUUAGUGAAAAAGAACUCAAAAUGUAACUUAUCCCCAGGUUUCCAUUACAGUGUCAAGUUGUUAUAAAUAAUGUAGAUUAGUAUUUUUAAGAAGACAAAAUCACCACCAGAUCUGAGCCCUGAAUAUGAUUUUUAAAGUAAAGUUUGACAACUGGCUCGCUUCUCAUUUAAAACUGCCUCCCAACUACUUUCCCAGUUACUCUGGGAACUACACAGAUGAUGCCAAAAGCUGGCGGCUGGUUGAGAUCUCCAGGUUAACCACCAAAUACCAGCAUGACCAAGCUGACAAGAGAAUCUGUGCUUCCCUUUCCAAGACAAAGACCUGCAGCAUCGAGCGUGUCUUGAGGAAGACAGAGAGAUUCCAAAAGUGGCUGAAAGCAAAGCGCCUCACACCAGACCUCGUGCAGGGGCUACCUAGUCCAAUGCUGCGCUGUCCUUCCCAGCGGCUCUUAGACAGAAUAGUACGCCGCUAUGCUGAGGUGCCAGAUGCGGGCAGUAUCUACAUGGGUCACCUCACAGACCGGGACAAACUACGCCUCCUCUACACGCUGUCAGUGAAUACACAUCCCAUCCUAUUACAGAUUUUCCCAGAAGCGGAGGGAUGGCCAUUUCCAAAGUAUUUGGGGUCCUGUGGCCGGCUCAUUGUCACUGCCGGCACCAGGCCUUUAAAGGAGUUCUACAGCUCUCCUCCUGAGGUGGCAGCAGAUCUGGCUCUCCAGCUCCUCUCUAUUGUCAAUUCCAUGAGGAACAAUGACAUGAACUAUUUCUUUUAUUUCGUCCAUGUUGAUGCUGGCACAUUUGGCAUUUUUAACAAUGGGCUUCUGUUCAUCCGGGAUGCCAGCACCCUGGGAAUCAUUGACAAGCAGGAAGGUCUCCAGAUGACUGAUGGGCAACAAGAGUAUAAAGACAUAUUUAGCUGUUUGGCUUCGGACUGCCAGUCUGCAUUUCCCAACUGUAAUUCAGUCAGAGAGAAGCAGAGCCUCGUCAUGGUGUGUCAAGAGCUUCUGCCUAAGCUCCUAAAGGGAAAAUUCCUCCAACCUGUUCAGGAGAAAAUAGACAGGUUCCUAAGGCUCUGUGCAGACAAUUUCAGAGCAGACCAGGAAGUCAGUGAUGCCGCUGGAAAGUUGAUAGAGCUAUUGAAAUCUUUGCAAUCUUGCGAUUCCCAUUUUGCCUACCGCUACCCUGACUGCAAAUACAGUGACAAAUACUAACAGCUGAGAGAAAGCUUUUCCUGAAAGACUGGAGUGCUGUGUACACAGCUCAGCUCUCACAGAAAGCGAAGAGGUUGCAGGAUGGAGAUGAAAGGAGGAUUCAUAGAAGCCCUGGCUUUCUAGUAGGAUAACAGAGAGAGGCAACAUAACACACCCGGGGUUUCCAUCUGACUCAGACACACUUAUCACAUUGGUGUGUUUGGUAUGAUGUGAAGUCUUUACUUAAGUGUUCUAACAUUUCAUGAAUGACCUGUGUUAAGAGAUGAAUAAAACUUAUUAAUGCAUUUUGGUCUUUGAGGAAUUUUCCAUGGUAGCCAUAAAGAAAAAUUAAAUACUAAGCCAUCUUGGUCACUACUAGGUGGAGUAGCAUACUGGCAGAUAACACAGACCCUGCUGAUAAAGACUAUACAAAUAAUAUGAGAUGAAUGGAAACAUUUAAGGCUGCCCUUGUGGGGCUAUAUUAAUGCCAUAAAAAUUAUCUUCUCUGACUUGAACUAUCUGCUCAGUUUGCUACCGUUAUGUUACUAUUGCGAUUGCCAAUUAAUUUGAUGUUAUAUGGGAUGGAAAGAGACAAUAGAUAGCAUUAAAGAGCUGAAAGCUCCCGUU